AGCGUCUUCUCAGUCCAACCGGCGCUUCGUUACAGUUAACGUCUCGACGCUUCGCUGUUCUUUUUUUGUGUGCUCAUUUUAUAGCAAACGAAUCUUACAGUUUAUAACAACUUGUGUGUUGUGGGUGAAUUUUGUUUUAAUCUAAAACACAUCGAGUGUAAUUAACACAACUUACCAACACAAUGGCUGAUACAGAAACGAAGGAAACCAAAGUUGUGAGCUCGCCCGAAAAGAAGGUUCUCGAUGACGAGAAAGAAGUUCCAGUUAAGGAGUCACCGGUGAAAGAGGCUCCAGCUAAGGUAGUCGAAGAAGUUGACGAAGACUCCAAGGAGGCUUCCGAAAAUGGAAACGGCAAAGAGGCCAAAGAAAACGGUUCUAGCGAAGAGAAAGACGUCGAUGAGAAAGAACUUGAAUCGACUAAUGGUGAUUCCACAGACGCAAACAACGACACCUGUUGUAUAAAGAGGAAAUCGAUGGGUGACGCUGUCGACGGUGAUGCCAAGGAAGUCACAUCGCCCAAGAAAGCUAAGCUCGACGACGCGCCUGUAGUCGCAGCGGUCGAAGCUGAGACCAAUGGCGACGCAUAAUCUCAGGCUAGAUGGUGGACGAGCGCGCGUGGAUGCAUACCUUCAUAACAAAAAGCUACAAAUUUCAAACAUCCAUUCAACAUAGAGACCUAAUUAAGAAUUAUCGCAUACACACACCAUUUAAUCCAUUAAUCAUACAAAAAAAAUUUGAACCUCAUUCUUUAUUUAUGACAAAAAUUGCAAAAUACAAAUCAUCCCGCGAGACUAAGUUUUGGAACGAAUGGAUUACGUUAUAUUUAAAUAUAUGUAUAUGUAAUAAGUGUAAUAUGUGUACGAAAAAAUAACCAAGAUACGAUCAAGACAAAUAUGAUGCAGCGCGCUCGCACGCGCCCGGAUUAUGUGUAGUAAUUUUUUCUCCGUGAUUUGGCGCGAGAACGAUAAGAUUUUUCAUCGUAAGAUUGUACUUCAAUAUGGUUCUUAUAUUUUUUGGUAUAAUAAUACUGUAUUAGAAAUAUAGAGCAUGCAUAAUAUUAAAAAUUAAGAUCGUUACUUGUAUAAGGGAUAAGUUAGUAGUGUACAUUUGAAAGACGAAUGGUGCGUCUAUAGUGCUUAUUUAAACAAGAAAACUUAUAUUCUUAUUGUUCACAAACUUAUCGUCUAGAACAUCGAUUGUACAUCUGUCGAAAGAAAUUUUAACUUCUUCGUCGCUAAGUUACAUUCUUGCCGGACGCUUCAAGCGUACGUAGAUGUCAUCAAAUAAAAAAAUUAUCCAUUAAAAUUUAAACAGCAAAAUAUAAUUUAAAAACUUUUGUAAUAACAAUGAUUUUUUAUUUUUCUUUGAAUCCUAGACUACUUACUUUAAUUGCGCAUUCAAUAAACGUUUGUAAUGGACUCUUAAGAAUUGUUCGCUUAAGCGAUGUAGUUAAAAAUUGCUGUCGGAUAAAUUUUGAAAAGUAUUGUUGUCAUUUUCCUACGUAAAACCUUAAGUUUUUUGGUAAAUCUUUGACUUGAUGAUCCUCCUUUACGUCCUCGUAAAUAAGUGACGUACAAUCGUCGCUCAACAUGUCAGCAAAGUAAGAGAUUUUCUUUUUCUUUAUACAUUCCAUCCGUUUUGUAAAUCUGGUUAAUAAAAUAAUUUACAUUAAAAACGAAAAUGAUUGUACGAUAAUGAUCUGUAUUUUUUAUAUCAUGUGUCACUGCGAAAGUAAGGUGGAUUCUCUCUGCAGUACGACCUGGGCAUUCAUCUAUGGAAUGUAGAAUAAAAACAUUUAUAAUAUCAUGCGUACGAUGUCAGAAUAAAAAAAUCUCUUGUUCAGCGCUAAACAAAAAGACAUGUGUAGCGACGAUUUAAAAAAUAUAUACGAAUGAUUUAAAAAUAAUAAACGACUGUAAAACAAAACAA
Trichogramma pretiosum is the source of this 1929-nucleotide messenger RNA. RefSeq names its product cylicin-1 (gene Df31). The transcript has 3 exons. The coding region runs from base 183 to 587 and encodes 134 amino acids. NCBI's taxonomy places the organism in Eukaryota, Metazoa, Arthropoda, Insecta, Hymenoptera, Trichogrammatidae. The record is from RefSeq and is a predicted model, not a curated record.